AUGUCAAACUCAACCCCAGGCUGUUCUGGAGAUCUCUCCCGUCCUCCACCAAAUAAUGCAGGAAAAGCUGCUAGAAAAAAAUCUUUGAAUCGGCAUUAUGUCCAUCUUGCUGUUGAUGAGAUUUUCAGAUUGAAGGGCAAAGAAGGUCUUGAAUAUGGAAUGCACCUUAUUUUCACUCAAGAAGGUGGAUUCUUCAGUACACCAGCCACGACUUCAGAAACUCGUCUUCUCAACCCUCAGAAUUUCGAUCGAUCAGAGGCUGCACAAGCCCAAACCAAGCUCAGUAACUCCAACAUCGACUAUAAAGUUGAUAUUAGUUUGGUUCCACCACAACCUCUUCCAAAGAACGGCUACAAGGUUGAUCACUUGAAGGGUAUUUACAUAAAAGCUAUGAGCAGCACAAUCCGCAAUGUCAAGAAAAGGGAAGUCCGAGAGAAUAAUGCUAAGCAAAUGGCCAGAGCUGAGGUGCGGAAAGCUUCAGGGUAUGUUGAGAAUGCCAGUGAAAGACAGAAGAAAGAGAACAAUGAAUAUCGUGCCGAAAUGUCUGGAACAAAGACAAGUGAUGAGAAGCAAGCAUUGGAAACCCUUGCGAAGCCACCACAAGAGCGGAAGAAAAUUGAUAGAAGUAGACCUGGUUGGGAGACGGCUGAAAAGAGACAGGAGGAUAGAAUUGGGAAGGACAGGAAAGCUAGGAGAAGAGCCGAAAAGCUACUGGGGCGAUAUGGAAAAUUGAAUGUUCGGGGCCAAGAAAGACAAGAUGGAAUUCAAUAA
Molecule: messenger RNA, 771 nt
Organism: Sclerotinia borealis F-4128
Lineage: Eukaryota; Fungi; Ascomycota; Leotiomycetes; Helotiales; Sclerotiniaceae
Source: the annotation of a GenBank genome assembly